CAGCUGAAGGAGCAGAAAAAUGCUUCAUGUUCCAGUUUGACAAGUAGUUCUGACCCAACAGGAAGUAGAUGUUUUUAUUGCUGCGAAGUCGUGUUUCUUUGUGUAGCUCCUCGGAGGUUUUCCCACCGUCUCUCGGCUCCCAGCAGGUUUAUAAAGACCAGGUCAGCAGCUCAGGUACAGCAGCCUUCAGCCAGAAGAUCCAACCAGCCAAUCACCUGCAGACAGGAGCCAAAGAUGCAGAAGUACAUCAAUGAUAUCGGUAUCUCUCUGGACAGUGACGAGGAACUUUGGUUUAGUAAUAAUGGUUACACCAAACUUCCUCUUGAUCUGAACAAAGGAGCACGGGGAAACAAAAUCUUUCUCUGGUACAAAACAGCUGACUACAGAGCGAUCACCAGGAUCCAGUUUUCCUUCAAUGACUGGAUGAAACAAGGUCUGAAGGAUGCAGGGUACCGCCUGGUCGAUAAAGAUCUCAACAAAGGAGCCGGGGGCAGCGACGUCUUCCUGUGGUUCUUCAAAGGUUAUACUGAGUACGACGUCCCAAUCGUGGAGCUGGACCUGUCCACUGAUGCAGAAGAUAAUACCAAGAAGGGCCAGCCUCAGUGGGAGAGGUCAGCCUGCGAUCUGAACCGGAAAGCUGGAGGAGAUUUGAUCUACCUGUGGAUGAAGAGACAGCAUCAGACCUACAUCUGUGACAUUCAGGUCAAUGCUGGUGAUAUAUCAAACUAUGAAUUAUUCCGUGAAGGUUACACCCGAAUAGAUGAAGACAUCAACAGAGAUUCAGGUGGAUCUGACAUCCUCAUCUUUUACCAACAAACCACUGAUGAGAAGAAGGCCAUCACAGAUCUGAAGAUCACAACUGAUACGUCGAAGGAGAGUCGUUUGGUGAAAGCAGGCUAUCAGAAGGUGAAAACAAACCUGAAUGAUGGCACCAAAGGAACCCCGUUGUACCUGUGGUACAAAAAACAUGAAGUCACCAAAUCUCCCAUUUCGUUUAUCACGGUGAUCCUCCACCCAAAAGCAAAGGAAGCGUAUAGCAAAGCCGGCGUCAAUGUCAUCGAUACAGAUCUCAACCUGAAAAGUUCAGGCCACAAAAUGUUUCUGUGUUUUAAGUAAAGAUUGAUUGUUUCUGAGCAU
Poecilia latipinna (sailfin molly) is the source of this 1137-nucleotide messenger RNA. RefSeq lists its product as uncharacterized. NCBI's taxonomy places the organism in Eukaryota, Metazoa, Chordata, Actinopteri, Cyprinodontiformes, Poeciliidae. The record is from RefSeq and is a predicted model, not a curated record. The transcript has 2 exons. Bases 235 to 1116 code for a protein of 293 amino acids.